Messenger RNA from Daphnia pulicaria, 1838 nucleotides. Its product is annotated as major facilitator superfamily domain-containing protein 6-A-like. Gene Ontology annotation, molecular function: transmembrane transporter activity. The record is from RefSeq and is a predicted model, not a curated record. Gene Ontology annotation, cellular component: membrane. The transcript has 11 exons. The coding region runs from base 253 to 1677 and encodes 474 amino acids. NCBI's taxonomy places the organism in Eukaryota, Metazoa, Arthropoda, Branchiopoda, Diplostraca, Daphniidae.
AGUAUUAUUCAGCAAGGAAUCAAUGAUUCGACGGAAAUUCUAAAUGCGGACUUCAUACCCGCGGUAAUAUUAUAUCUCUGUUGUUGUGUUGCGAUCGGUUUUGACGUGAGUUCGCAUCAAUCGCACGCUAUUCCCAUGAGCGCAGCAGCUGAAAACGAGUCAAUAAAACGAUUUUACUCGUGAAGUGUACCUCAGGAAAGUUGGUCGAACAGUCAUAGCGCAGGUCGAUAUCAACAAAUUUUAGCCAAUAACAUGGAAACCGUUUUUUGUCGAAUGAAAUCUGCCAUUUUCCCUAUAAACCCUGAAUUGCUAAAAUUGAAAAUCAGCUACUUUCUCGUUUAUGCAUGCUUAUACUCGUCAAUGCCUUAUAUCUCCAUCAUCGUUACCCAUAUAAUCAAUUACCAACAGCUAUCCAUUAUCUUCAUGUGUGCCACGGCUGUUUCCACACUGGGACCUAUCGUUACAGGAUUCGUGGCCGAUAAAUUGGGAAUUUACAAGGCGAUUAUAAUUUGUGCUGGAUUCUUGACGGGGUUCAUUCACUUGCCGCUCCUUUGGCUCGAGUCGGCUCACAAAAUUCACGUGGCCGAACUUAACGAGACCAUUCAGUUGGCUGGCGGCCCAGCACUGACGUCCGUCGUUAGCUCCACCGCCGCCGCUGUGCCAAGUGAAUACAUUUUCCCAAUCUUGCUGUUAAUUCGGAUCCUGGGCUUUUUAUUCUUGGAUGCCACCCUCACGCUUCUGGAUGCUGCCGGGCUCGCGAUCUCCAAGAAACACGGAGCAGAUUUUGGCCAGCAGAAAAUGGCAGGGUCACUGAGUGCAAUCAUUGUCCCGUUGACGUGCGGACUCUUGAUUGACGCUAUUUCAGAGAAAUUAGGCUACACAGAUUAUUCGAUCGCAUUCUACAUCAGUGCCGGAUUUGUUGUGAUUCUGAUGCCGAUCAUCUACCGCCUGGAAAUUGACGUUCAAAAGAACAAGCAAUCAAUAAUUUCUACAGCCAAAAGCGUUAUUGGAAUGAUUGACGUCGACGUCUUCCUUUUUGUCGAAAUCUUCGUGGGUGCCUGCAUGGGAUUUCACUUGACGUUUCUCAGCGUCUACGUCGAUGCUGAACUGAUUGCGCCUAAAACUAUUUACGGGCUUGCUACCAGUUGUAACGGAAUCAGCGCCGUGAUUUCUUUAUCUGUUGCGAAACCGAUUAUUGAUCGCUUGGGAGAGGCGAACACGGUAGCCCUCGGAUUGGCGCUCUACUCGAUUCGAUUCGCCGUCUUUUAUUUUCUACAGAACCCUUGGAUUUUGAUUGCUACCGAAUCAUUGGAGGGAUUUAGCGGAUUUCUUGGAAUCGUCACGGGCAGCUAUUAUUGUGCAGCUGCAGCACCGCCCGGAAUGCUGGCAUCCCUCAAUGGAAUUUUCUCUGCAGCCGCAUUCGGUCUUGGUAGAGGAAUCGGCACAUCUGUCGGAAGUCUUCUCAUAUCGUCCUAUGGAAUUCGGUCAACAUAUCUAUUGCUCAGUAUGGUUGCUGGGUCAGUGGCCAUUUUAUACCUGGUGGUCUACCACCUGGUGUUGAAGAAACUUGAACAUAAAAGAUUGAUGUUGACUCGAUCGGAACAAGGUGAGGCGACAGCUCAAGCGAAUGGCGACAGCAGUACCCUCAAGGAUGAUAUUCAAGUCACACCUUUGUAGGAUAAUUGAAAUGGUUGAAAUGCAAGUAUGUAUCAAUCACCCGGACAUACACUUGAAAGACCCCGAGUCACUCUUUUGGUGCUUCAUUGGUAUCUCGCUUUCUCACAGUGCCCAACCGUCAUGUUUAUAUUUUUCGCGGGUUCCAGGAGAUUAAAUUUCGC